Anguilla rostrata (American eel) is the source of this 3372-nucleotide messenger RNA. RefSeq names its product sonic hedgehog signaling molecule a (gene shha). The transcript is spliced from 3 exons. Gene Ontology annotation, biological process: smoothened signaling pathway; cell fate specification; intein-mediated protein splicing. The record is from RefSeq and is a predicted model, not a curated record. NCBI's taxonomy places the organism in Eukaryota, Metazoa, Chordata, Actinopteri, Anguilliformes, Anguillidae. Bases 358 to 1623 code for a protein of 421 amino acids. Gene Ontology annotation, molecular function: calcium ion binding; patched binding.
GAAGGGUUUGUCUAGUCGAGCCAAUCAGGUCCCUCCCCUGCCAUAGAUCGCAGCUAUAAUACAUAGCAGUAAAGGCAGACUCUUCGCACAAGCGUCUGUAGCCUGCCUAGCAUUUGAUUCAGAACCUUUUUGUCUUUUUUCACGCUGCAACGACCAGACUCCGAUGUGUUCCGUUAUCAACGACCAGAAGCUGUCAUUUCCGCACCUGCCACGGUAGGGAUCGGUGGAUAGUAAAAGAACCAGAAGAGAGGCAAGGGCAUUGGAAGCGGGGAAGCGAGAGCUAGCGAGCGAGAGAGACGAGCGAGAUCCAGAGACUACCAGCGAUAUAUACAUAAAGCUUUGAAGUAAUUAGAUUCGAUGGACGAAAUGCUGCUGUUAACAAGAAUUGUGCUGGUAGGCUUCGUCUGCUUGUCCUUCGUGUCCUCUGGGUUGGCUUGUGGACCAGGCAGAGGCUACGGAAGGAGAAGACACCCGAAGAAACUGACACCUUUAGCUUACAAGCAGUUCAUUCCCAACGUUGCCGAGAAGACCCUUGGGGCCAGCGGCAGAUAUGAAGGCAAGAUCACUAGGAACUCUGAGAGAUUUAAGGAACUGACUCCUAAUUACAAUCCUGACAUUAUCUUUAAGGAUGAAGAGAACACUGGCGCGGACAGGCUUAUGACACAGAGAUGUAAGGACAAGCUGAAUUCAUUGGCAAUUUCAGUCAUGAACCAGUGGCCAGGAGUUAAACUGCGGGUGACAGAAGGCUGGGACGAGGAUGGACACCAUUUCGAAGAGUCUUUACACUACGAGGGAAGGGCCGUGGACAUCACUACCUCAGACAGAGACAAAAGCAAAUAUGGCACGCUGUCGAGGCUUGCGGUGGAGGCUGGAUUCGAUUGGGUCUAUUAUGAAUCUAAAGCUCAUAUUCAUUGUUCUGUCAAAGCAGAAAACUCUGUUGCUGCUAAAUCUGGAGGCUGCUUCCCAGGGUCGGCUUCAGUUACCCUCAAAGAUGGAAGUAGGAAACUGGUCAAAGAUCUUAAAGCUGGCGACAAGGUGCUGGCCGCGGACGGUGAAGGAAAGCUCACAUAUAGUGACUUCGUUAUGUUCGUGGACCAAGACUUAGAAUCACGAAGAGUGUUUUAUGUCAUUGAAACGAAAGAACCGCUCAAGAAGAUCAUCCUUACCGCUGCGCAUCUUCUCUUUGUUGAGAAUAACGCAACGGAUAACUUCGAUACUAUGACCGCAAUAUUUGCCAGCAACGUCAAGCCUGGACAGAAGAUAUUCGUGGUAGAUGAUACACACAACCAACUGAAGUCUGUCACAGUGGAAAGGAUUUAUAUGGAAGAACACUACGGCUCAUUUGCUCCAGUCACCGCUCAAGGAACCAUUGUGGUUGAUCAGAUACUCGCAUCCUGCUACGCAGUAAUAGAAGACCACAAGUUGGCGCACUGGGCCUUCGCACCUGUCAGGCUAAGCUACGGACUGACGUCAUUAUUAUUUCCGAAAGCUUAUUCAGUGUCGAACAGCACCUUUCAGGAAAACGGUGUCCAUUGGUACUCCAAGAUUUUAUAUCAAAUAGGAACAUGGGUUCUGGACAGCCACUCUCUUCAUCCACUGGGGAUGUCAAUAAACUCAAGUUGAAACGUCUAACAGCAAUGCGAAAUAAGACUUAUGUAGGAUAAUAAAUGAAAGUAGAGAUAAAGACAGAGGCCCCGGAGGAGAUGGGAUAUUUAUUUCAUUGACAUUUACAUGUGUCCUUUUCAAAGAAUAAAUGGACCUGCAAGAGCCUUAAAACUUUUCUUUGAAUAAUUUAUUCUCAUGUGAACUCUCGCUGGUACCACGCGAAUGGAUUCUAAUACUGUGUGACCAGUCAAUUGUGCAGAAUCUAUUUUUGUAUUAUAUCACGAGUUAACCGCAAAGAAAAAAAAGAGAAAUGUAAAAAGAGAAAACCUCUUGACAGUUUGUAAUGUUCUGUGCAUAUGUGCAUCUGACUGUUAUAUUUUGGGGGAUAAACAUACUUCUUGGGGGUCCAUAAAUUAUAUUUUUAUACACAGAAUUGUAAAUUAGAUUUUGACAGAUCGUUACUUACGGAAUCACAUUUCGUUAUUUGAAAUAGUGUAAGAUACGAGAAUAUAUUUUAAUUUAAAUAGUUACAAAAAGUCUUGGAAAUCUUGUAUUGUUUUGUGUUUGUUAAGAUUUUUAUUCUUUUGUGAACUGUUUGGUUAUGGCUAAUUUGCUAAAGCGGGGAAGAUUCCAUAUUCUGCCUCGUGUCCACACUACUUUUUUUUGUUUCUUUUAUUUUCUCUUUCGUUUUCUGUUUUUAUUUGGAAAAAAAAAUUAAAUGCACAUUCUGACAGUUUCGUAAUAUGAUAUAGUAGUACAGAACAAGAUGUUUCAUUAAUAAAUUAAUAAGUAACUGCUGUAAAUUUACUAAAAUGUAUUUUUUUUCAUAUUUUGUAAUAGGAAAAUAGUUUUAUAGAAAUAAAAUGCGGCAGAUGCACAGUUUGGAUAGUAGCUAUAUGAUACAUAAGGUAACCGUACCAGUUAACUUUCAUAACAGGGCGAGAUGUCAUAAAGAAAUGUUUAGAGUUUAUUAUUUAUAUGUUUACUACGAAAUGAGAUAAAGAAAAUAUUCAAACUUUCAUCUGUUACAUGUUUUUGCUUUCCAUAAAUACACCAAGAAUAAAAAUGAAUGGUAUUAUCUCCUGCAGCUUUACCCAGUAGAUAAGGGUCAAAUAAUAAUAUUUGUGUCUACAAAUACUAACACCAGUAAUUGCUUAUUUGCAAGUAAACAGGACACCAAUGGUAUUUUAAUCAGUUCCUAAAAAGCUUUUAUUUAUUUUUUGUUUUUUUUUGCUUUUUGGAACUACAUUGAUGUCAGUAUUUUGAAAGGUUUAUGUAAACCUACUCAGCCCUCAUGCUUUAAAAAGUAUCCCUUUGGAGUGUUUUGACUUAUCAAUGUAUGCAUAAUAGUUUUAGAAGUGCAUUGCAUUGAAGUUGUUUGUAAACUGGUGAAGCACAAGGUCAGAAAUCAAGAAGUCAGUAUGUCCCUGCGGAGAAAUUGGCUUAUGCCUCAGACAAGGAGAAGAGAAAGUAGUCAUUUACACGUGAGCCCACGUAAGACGUGAAGCUUAUUCAUAAAAGACUUGAGUCUGGAACUGAGGGUUCUCCAAAGCUUUGAACUGCCUGAAGCCUGCCUGAGAAAAGUAAAGACUCAAUGUUAAAUUUAAGGUGCAUAGCCUUUCACAAAUUCCUUUGGAACAGAAAGAUGGAUUAAACAGGCUUGUGUUUGUUAGCCUAAUCUACUUGCAGAUUUUGUAAGCAAACUAUUGAUUCCAUUCACUGGAAAUUCAGCUUAAACAGAAUAAAAUAUUUAUCCUACUCCUUGAA